Molecule: messenger RNA, 1024 nt
Organism: Microdochium trichocladiopsis
Lineage: Eukaryota; Fungi; Ascomycota; Sordariomycetes; Xylariales; Microdochiaceae
Product: major facilitator superfamily domain-containing protein
Exons: 3
Coding region: 78-1022 (314 amino acids)
Biological process (GO): transmembrane transport
Cellular component (GO): fungal-type vacuole membrane
Molecular function (GO): transmembrane transporter activity
Source: RefSeq, a predicted model, not a curated record
CCGUCGGCUUUCUGUUUGACAAGUAUGGCCCAACGCCGCUCAUUCUGGUCGGCACGUUCUUGCAUGUGUUUGGGCUCAUGAUGGCGUCCCUGGCGACCGAGUACUACCAGUUCCUCUUGGCCCAGGGUGUUUGCAGUGCAAUCGGUCUGAGUUUUUUGUACUCGCCCGCGAUUUCCACUAUUGCAACAUGGUUUCACAAAAAGAGAGGCCUAGCGAUGGGCGUCAUGGUGACCGGCUCGUCUCUUGGCGGCGUCGUCUUCCCCAUCAUGAUCAACCGCCUGAUUGAGAAUCCCAGUACCGGAUAUCCCUGGGCCAUGCGCAUCUCCGCCUUUCUCAUCUUGGCCCUGCAAAUCGUCGCAAUUUUCACCCUCCGGACGAGAACAGCACCAGCUCCCAAGAAGACGCAGGCCGUAACCCUGGCCGCUCCCUUCAAGGAGUUCCCUUUCGUCAUGAUGUUGCUGGGAAUGUUCAUCCUAAUGUACGGCAUCUUCAUUCCUGUCAACUUCUUGGCCUUGCAGGGUUUGGAGCAGGCCCACGUGUCCGAAUCCAUGUCGCUUUACUUGGUGGCCAUCUUCAAUGGUGCGAGUCUCUUCGGGCGUUUGGGCUCUGGAUACUGGUCUGACAUCGCCGGCCGAUGGAACGUGUUCAUCAUCGCCGGCGCCGCCUCGGGCAUCAUCGAGCUGGCCCUCUGGAUCCCGGCCACAUACGAGGCCGCCACCAUUGGCUUCGCUGUCGCGUUCGGCUUCCUCUCAGGCGCCUUCGUCAGUCUCCUCGCGGCCCUGCCGGCGACCGUGUCCCCUCUGCCCGAGAUCGGCUACCGCAUCGGCGUUGUCAUGCUCAUCCUCUCGCUUCCCGCGCUCACCAUGGCGCCCAUCGGCGGGAGCAUCUUGCAGAGCGCGAGUUCUGUAGACGACGGCUGGCUGCACGUCAAGAUCUUUGGAGGUGUCAUGUCCCUGGCUGGUUCGGCAGUCGUCUUCUAUGCCAAGACUCUCUACACUAAGAAGUUCUGGGCGGUGUUUUAAAG